AAAAAAACAAUAAUUUUUGAAAUUGAAAAUGAUACCGCUUCACUCGUUAUGGAAUCGCUCAGCUUUACGUAAUUUGGCAAAGUUGCCCAUUCUGCCUGCUCUACGCAUGAAGUCAAAAAAAAGUGGAAAGUGCGAUGGAGCUAAGAUCCAAAAACCGAAACCGUCUCCCUGCGGUGAUCCGGAAAAUAUGCUAAGGAAAAAACCGAAGGUAAACGAAAAAAAGCAGCCCAAGGAACCAUCCAUAUGGCUAAAUCCAUUUUGUGACGAGGACGAGCCACACUGUCCAUUCAAUCCACGUUUCGAUGAUAUAUACUACGUUGAGUCUGAUAAGGCUAAUCGCAAGUAUUGGCAAACCUGGGUCGCGUGCCCGCCCAUUGCGAUAAAGCCGAAGAAGAUAUGCUGCUUCAAGGACGUCAAGGCGGCUCCACUGCGUCGUCGCACCACCCCCAAGCCGAAGACCGCAUGCCCACAGCCCGUCACCUGCGAUAAAAUCCCCCUGGACUGCCCACGCUUCAAGCGUCGUUGCCACAGAGCCGGUCGCAUUCCACCAAGUUGCGUGGUACUCAGGCGUCCUCUCAACUGCUCCAAGCCAUUGACGCCAUAUCCGGCUUUCUCCGAGUGCAAACGGAUCAAACCCGGUGCACUGCCGCUGAGCGAGUGUAUUUGUUGGCAGAAGCCGAUGCUCUGCGAGGCAUGGGCCGAGUGGAGGCGUCGCAGCAUGAGGAAGACGGCCAGAUAGAGGGCGAGCUUCCAUACUGCAAGCUAGGUAAACCAAAUGGUCAUAUUGAAUUGUGUAAAUAGCUAAUAGUUAAGAUUUGUGACAAUUUCCCGGUACGACGCGCACAGCAACCCAUUAU
This is a messenger RNA of Drosophila navojoa, 857 nucleotides long. RefSeq lists its product as uncharacterized. The record is from RefSeq and is a predicted model, not a curated record. Lineage: Eukaryota; Metazoa; Arthropoda; Insecta; Diptera; Drosophilidae.